AUGCCUGCUGCCCACCGCUACCUCUCCCUGCUGCUCCUGUCUGCCUGUGCGGCUCUGCUGCUGCAGCCACGGCUUGGGGCCCAGGCAGCCCCGCUGGAGCCAGUGUACCCCGGGGACAAUGCUACACCAGAGCAGAUGGCCCAGUAUGCAGCUGAGCUCCGCAGAUACAUCAACAUGCUGACCAGGCCCAGGUAUGGGAAAAGAGACAGAGAAGAAACACUGGACAUCCUGGAGUGGGGCUCCCCCCAUGCUGCUGGCCCCAGGAAUCUCAGCCCAAUGGACUUGUGA
Lontra canadensis (Northern American river otter) is the source of this 288-nucleotide messenger RNA. It is a transcript of the gene PPY, whose product is annotated as pancreatic polypeptide. Lineage: Eukaryota; Metazoa; Chordata; Mammalia; Carnivora; Mustelidae. Gene Ontology annotation, molecular function: neuropeptide Y receptor binding; neuropeptide hormone activity. The coding region runs from base 1 to 288 and encodes 95 amino acids. Gene Ontology annotation, biological process: feeding behavior; neuropeptide signaling pathway. Gene Ontology annotation, cellular component: extracellular region. The record is from RefSeq and is a predicted model, not a curated record. The transcript is spliced from 3 exons.